GUUCGCGACGACGCGACACGAGUAGCUGCGACUGACUUCUCGGUACUUGAUUGCGCGUCGGGGUGUUAUCGCGACGGGGCGAGACGAAAGAGAGAGAGAGAGAGAGAGAGGGAGAGAAAGAGAGGUCCCCAACACAUCACUCUCUCCCCUGGUACGUGCGUCGUCGGUGCGUGUGGUGAGUGGUCGCAUAAUACUGUGGCGUGGUGUCGUGUGUCGGAGGACCGCUGACAUUGAAAGUAUCCCUGCGAUAAGUGGUGCCGCCGUCGCCGCCGCCGCCGCCGCCGUCGCCGCCGCCGUUGUCGUCGUGCGUUCGCCCGAUGCUGAAAUGAAGCAGAAGCGCGUCAUGUAUGGCGACGCGCGGAAACUGUGCGAGAGACGAACGCAAUCGGCCCCGUACGGGCCCAGCCUCGCGUCGGACUAACGAUCAAUGGCUUUAUUCGAGAAGAGAUACACGAAUAAAGUGCUGUUAGAUGAUACGGAGCAGCUGACGAGCGUCAUCGAAAAUGCGAGGACCAUCGACGGGCAUACGGAAUACGUAAUCAAAACACAGAGAGGUCCACUUCCCGAGAGAUCCUGGAGAGUGAGCAGACGUUACAAUGACUUCGUACAGCUCAACGCAGCUCUGUCCGUAUCUGGCUUCGACCUGCCACUACCGCCAAAAAGGAUUAUUGGUAACAUGGAGCCAGACUUUAUAGCUCAGCGACAAAUAGCACUGCAGAAUUAUCUAAACAUAGUACUAAUGAAUCCUAUACUGGCAUCUUCGCUUCCCAUGAAAAAGUUUUUAGACCCUGAGAAUUACACUGCACCGUUACAUGAAAUCGCACUGCAACAAGUGUCAUUAGCAUUACGCAGCGAUGCCAAUUUCGAAGUAUGCAAGCCCAUCCCCGAUAUGGGAUGGCGAUUGAGGAAGCAUUAUUAUACUGUGAAAAAUCGUCAAAAUCCGAAGCAGGAACUUCUGCUUGCCUGGGUCGAGUUCGGCCCCGAUAAGCAUUUACAAGAUAAAGAUAUACAGGGGGUUUUCAAGACCCUAGGCUCUCUACGACACACUUACAUCGAACCAAUAGUACACCAGCAUGUUACAGACAACGGGGCACUAACGAUAAGAAAUUUCUAUGCGGCAGGCACAUUACGUGACGUUCUAUGCAUUACUAAGCCUAAGCAGCCGUUCAUAAAGAAAUAUGGAAAUCCGAAACAAAUAAAAGCGUUAACAGUACAAGAAAUUGCCACAUACGGUUAUCAGAUAUUAGAGGCUCUAGGAUUCCUUCAUGAAAAAGGAUUACCUUACGGACAUUUACACACCGGCAAUGUUCUUUUAACACCAAGAUGCGCUAAAUUGUUGGAUAUAGAAAAUGGACUCCUAGGCUUACCGGCGUUUUACCGGCCUUACGUGGUUCAAAGGCGCAAAUUACAUGCCACGACUCAGGUUGAUGUAUACUCAUUUGGACAUGUUUUGUACGAAAUGACGUUCGGACGACCACUUUUGGAGGCAACGUGCUCCGAUUUACCGCAUUGCGAUGCGAAUCUAAAAAAUUUGCUGGAGGUUAUCCUAUCGCCGGAAGCUUUGAAACAGGAUCUGCCAACGGUGGUGCGACUGUUGGAACACCCAUUCUUCGAAUCGGCGAGGCGCGCUGCAUUGGCGAUUGGCACUGCGGAGAAGCCGUACUUUAAAUUGAGUAAUCAUUUGAAGGAGGCUCUGCAAGAAGCUGUAAACAAAGCCGAGCAACGACUGCGCGAUGAACAGAAAGUCGCCCGACAUCAGAAGAGGCUUGUCAAGGUUCAAGAAAUGAUGAGCUCAGAAGAAGAAAUGAAAAAGCGAAAGCAUAAACUGAAGAAAGAGCAGAGAUUGGCACAAGAACAACGUUCUUCCUCGCAGCUGGGUACGAACGGGACGAAGCAAAUAAAUGGUAAGAGCCCAGAGCGUUCGGACAGCCCAACAAGUACUUCCACGGCCACCAGCGUUGGAACGUUGACUCCUCCAUCGCUUCGUUCUGUGGAAAUUACGCAAGCAAAUGCAGUUCCUGGGAAAGGUGUUCCACCGCCACCUUCGUUGCCACCGCCAUGUGAAGCAUCCGGUAGUGCGUCGAAUAGUGUAUCAAACUCAUCGAAUGAUCGUGCUGCUUUACUCGGAAGUAUUUGUAAUUUUGACAAGACUAGACUGCGAAGGAUUACAAAUGGACAUCGUUAGAAACAUUAGGUAUAUAGAUGACAAAAAGAAGUCACGCAGAUUUACUUACAAAUCUGACGUCACUGCUGUGCAAUGUUGAACAAAGAACUUCCCUUGCUUGAUUAGGACGAGAUAACGUACCUGUAGAUUAUUACGGACGCUAAGGUUGUCUGGAUGAUAGCUGUAUCGUGCUUCUUGCGACUCCUAAUGAUACCGAAUAUUAUUUCUCCUCGAUCGCGACACUUGCAUUUUACGAAUUUUUAAAAUUUCGACAUCUUGUUUAUUGACGCUCGCUACGUGGACAAGAUUUUUAGCUAAAAGCAAAAUUAUAUUAAGAGUAUACUAUAUUAAAUUUGUGAUAUAUAUAUAUAUUAUGAUCGAUAUUAGUCCCGAUAUUGGCCUAUACUCUGCGUUUUUACGAAACAUAAUGCAACGCUUGCUUCGUCUAUAUAUUAGAUCUGCCGUCCAGGAAUCAGCCUAAACGUACAGAACAACCAAUCAAAAUAUCAAUUGCUUUAGAAAAUUUGACAUCUUUACGAGUCGUCUCAUAUCAUGUUCUUUCCAUAUAUAUGUGUAUACACUAGAAAUUACAUAAUUUAAAAAAUAUUGUACAAUAUAAUAGUAUACAAUUGUACAUUGUCUAAUUUACGGAACACGUGCGUACAGUAAUUGUGCUGGGAGCAAUUUGAAACAUUUUUUAAAUUUUAUUUCGAUUGACUUUUAUGACUGCUUGACUGUGUAAAUCAAGGCUAUACAUUCACGAUACAAUUAUUCGAGAAAUUCUCAAUUUUCUAGUCCAACAUAUCUUCUUCUUAUACAGUUAAAUAGCAUUAUAGAAUUUUGUAACAUCUUGUUUAACGCGGGCCAAGUUUCGCGAUCGAUUUUAUAUUAUUGUUGAGGUCAGGUCUUAUUUUUCUUUUUCUAUAUACAUGUAAUAUAUCAAAUUUGUUUGAAGGAAAAAAAAAUGAAAAAGGCAGUGAUAUAAUGGAGUGAUAGCAUGUACACGUAUGUAUAUUAAGUAAAGUUUCUCUCGUUAUACUCAUCUACUGUUCUGUCUAUUCAAAGUUUAUGACAUACAUAAUAUAUAUAAAAUUACAUAGUUCUCGUUCGUGUUCGUACGGUACAAUGCGAGGAUCGUACGCGGCUUUUGUAUCGCUCCGCCAAGACCGGAAUGUGUCCAGUUAUUACAAAUUAAAAAUGUGCCAAGGGGAUACGCGGUCUUCGUGUUGAUAGAUAAUAUGAUACCAGCAGUUGUGUAGGGCAUAGCGUAAUCUAUUUCUAUAUGUCGGCAACAGUCAAGUGUAUGUCCUGUAUAAUCAAUUUGUGGAUUAUAACGAAAACUGUAAUAUAUAAUCACACCUUUUAAUAUACUUAUCACUGUCUUAGAUGUAUAUGGCAACUGUAUAAUUACGAUUCAUGGAAUAUGACUUCUGGCACGGAUGACGAUGAUAAUAAUUCAAAAGGCAUAUAGAUAAUAAAGUAGAAAUAAAGACUAUAUUUAUCUCUACUGUUCAGGAUAUCUAUUACAUCAGUAUCGGCUUCCAAAAGGUUGUCUACAUAUGUACACUCAAGAGUAUAAGAGAGUAAGCUCUUGUAAUUUCAUGAAAUUUUACGUUCGGAAUCUACGCAAUGAAAUCUUGCAGGAAAAAUAUCGUGACAUUACCAGAGUUUAUAAUAUAAUGUAAUUUGAUAAUGUAGAUAUUUUUUUGAAAAAAAAAAAAAACACGUUGGGCCGAAG
This is a messenger RNA of Wasmannia auropunctata (little fire ant), 3902 nucleotides long. Its product is annotated as PX domain-containing protein kinase-like protein. The coding region runs from base 428 to 2185 and encodes 585 amino acids. Gene Ontology annotation, molecular function: actin binding; phosphatidylinositol binding; protein kinase activity. The transcript has 8 exons. Gene Ontology annotation, cellular component: late endosome; early endosome; extrinsic component of endosome membrane. The record is from RefSeq and is a predicted model, not a curated record. Lineage: Eukaryota; Metazoa; Arthropoda; Insecta; Hymenoptera; Formicidae. Gene Ontology annotation, biological process: protein phosphorylation; protein targeting to lysosome; early endosome to late endosome transport.